Messenger RNA from Megalobrama amblycephala (Wuchang bream), 5920 nucleotides. RefSeq names its product KN motif and ankyrin repeat domains 4 (gene kank4). Gene Ontology annotation, biological process: negative regulation of actin filament polymerization. The transcript is spliced from 15 exons. Bases 1063 to 4689 code for a protein of 1208 amino acids. The record is from RefSeq and is a predicted model, not a curated record. Gene Ontology annotation, cellular component: cytoskeleton; cytoplasm. Lineage: Eukaryota; Metazoa; Chordata; Actinopteri; Cypriniformes; Xenocyprididae. Gene Ontology annotation, molecular function: protein binding.
AAUCAUUUUGCUGGCGUCAUGUUGGACUACCACAUCGUUUUGCUAUUUUAAGCCGAUCUGAGAUCAGUAAUUUGCGGGUUUGUAAAUGUGUUGCGGCUGGAGUUUGUGAACAGGAGGCUGAAUCAGGAUCAGCUUAAAAAAGGAAGCUUCACAGGUAACCGUCUGCGAUGGGCGCAGCCAACAUAUAGGAUACUCUUAUUCAUAUGCCAAAUUUAAAAACGCAUACAAAAGUAUUUUUUACCUUUCACCAGCAGAUGGACAUCAAGAGCAAUGCAUGAGGAACGCAAACUGGGACAUUCAAUGUUAACCAUGAAGCCUUGUAGAAUGCAGUUACUGUCAGUGGCAAAACAGCCCUGGGAAGAAGCUUUUGAGUUUGGAAAUGCGGAGAAAUAGACCAGCGCGCUCAAAGAAUGAGAGGCAUGUCCUGCACUCUUUCAGCCCCAGCUGAGCGGUGUGCUGUUUUUUAAAUCACUUUUCCACACUAAACCUCAGUGUUAGUGACAUACACACCGGCUGGAUCACACACACAGAUGGUGUCAGUUUUUGAUGCAGAGCUCAAGCAGCAUAUAGGCAAUAUGGCUAAACACAAGUUUAAUCUUGUAGCAGCCAUGCUGUACUACUUUAAUCCUAUAGCAUUUGAAUAUGAUGGGGAAGCUGGAUGGGGGGUGUAGGCAACUGAUGUGUGUGUGCUCGUGUGUGUGACCCUCCGACUGCCAUUGGAUGAGCUCUGUGGGAAGGGGUGUGUUCAGGCUCACAGUAUAGCGCUUGUUAUGAGAGCCUUCUGCCGUCCCCUUCCACAAACCUCAAUAACAACAGUAUCGCAGCCUGUGAGUGUGUGUGUGUGUAGGGGAGUGAGGAGUGCCUCUACCGCCGUUGCAGCUGGUUGCGGCUUCCUCCCUGUGCUGGAUUUCCUUGAAGGUCUGCCUCACCUCUGCAGUGCCUAGGAAGAAAAUAAGGGUCCCCCAGAGACUGAGAGAUCCAACGUAACUACCACUCCAAGGUCCAGAAAGGUUUCCAGUGUUUACAACAGAUUCCACUCAUGAUACUGCAAAAACAGAAAUAAUGGACAAGAAAAAUGCAAAUGGCUUUCCUUCCAAAGCCUCUGAGAGUGGAGUACAGAGGAAACAGCUGCCAUAUUCCGUAGAGACCCCCUAUGGGUUUCACCUGGAUCUGGACUUCCUGAAGUAUGUAGAUGACAUAGAGAAAGGGAACACAAUCAAGAGGGUGCACAUUCAACGCAAGAACAGGGGCCCGAAGUACAGCACACUGCCACGCAACUUCAGCCUUCCUGGGCAUGGCGCUCGACCUCUAGCCAAAGAUACGUGGGCUAAUACUUCCACUUUAGGGUCCAAACCCAAGUCACGUGUUACUGAAGUCCAGCAGCUUUUUGAGUUCCGAGCCAGUGAUGCCACUAGUGGUAGCAGAAGCACCAGUGGGAGCUCCCCUGCCAGCCAGUCAAAGAUGCCUGGGAGUGGUUACCUCCCCUCGCCAAAGGCUGCCGAAGAGUCUCCAGUACAGACCUCAUCUCAGAAUGAACAGUCCAUGAGCCUUAAUGUUAGGCCUCACUUGUUAAGAGCCUCCAGCAUGCCUGUUAAUGUCCCACGAAGGAAAGGUUCAGACUCAACUGAUGAGCAGAGUUCCCAGUCACAGAAUGGCUCAGCUGAGAGGCUUUUUCGACCGGCGGAUGGAGGCGACAGGAGAGGCAGUGUUCCCCAGGACAGGGCCAGCUUGCAUCAACAGAUUACAGCUGCACUGAAAAGGGUGCGUGAAUUAGAAGAGCAAGUCAGGACCAUCCCUGAGUUGAGGGCUCAAAUAUGCUCUCUUAGAACGGAGAGGGAACAACUGCUUGAAAGAAUUCAGCAACAGCAGUCUGAACAAAAGAGCCCUUUGCAGUUUAACGAGAGUGAGGUUCCUCAAGACAGUGUUGUUCCUCCAGUUAUAAGUGAGAAGAAAGAUACUUGUUCCCCUUCCACAGUUGCUGCAGAUGAUCAGAAAAUGGUUCAAGCAAUACAGUCUGACAAAACCACAGAACAACAGUCAGAGGAACAAAAUCCUGUGGUGCAGGUUAUUGUAGAGCAGGAGUCUGAAAAAAAUGAACCAGUAACUGAUACAGAGUCAGAGAAGGAACAGGUGCCAGCUCCAGUGUCUGUCCCAGUGAUACGCAUAGACAAAGCAGAAACUCCAACUGAUCCAGAUGAAGCAGAGGGACUUUUGCAGGAGUCUACACUUCAAGAAGAAGCAUCAAAGAGUCUUUCAGAGCAAGCAGAAAAGCAGAAGAUAUUACCAGAGACUUUGUUAGAAGAUAAAAAGUUGACGCUGGAUUUAGAAGAAUCAGGUGCUACAUCCGAGUGUACAUCUGCUCAAGAAGAUACUGCGACUUUUGAGGGACCAAGUGUAAUUGUAAUUGAGGAAAAUACAAUAGUACAACCCGAUGAACAGAAUCUUCUCACUAACCUGGAGCUGGAAGCAAAACUGAAAACUUUGGAAGAGAGUCUAAGCAAGGCCAGUUGUGAAUUGGAAAAGACAAAUGCCUUACUGAGGGAACAGAUGGACAAGAAUAGACAAAAAGAUGAGAGAAUACAGGAACUGAUCGACCAAGUGAAGGAGCAGAAACUUCAAGGUCCUAUCGAGACAGAGCCACUCUCUGUACCAGUUGUCACAUGUGAUGCAUCAGUCAGUACAGACAGCAAAAGUGUCGUGGAGAGAGGAGUCUCAACCGAACCUCAACCAGCUGAGGGUCCCAAAGAAACAGAUUCUAAAUGCUCAAGCACUCAGACAAAUAUAGUAGAAGCUCGAGACAUUGAAGUCUUAGCACAAGUUACUACAGCAGAGAAAAUUGUAGGGGUAGAGAUUUUCAUGUGUGACCGGGCAAUGGAGACUGAAGUACAGGAUAACAUAGAAGAUAACAGUAGACAGGAAGUCUCUGAAAUACUAGAGAAGACAGACUCUGUAAAAGACCAAGAACAAGAGGGUGAUAUCAAAGAUAGUGUGUCAAGCCAGAUUGUAGAUACCAAAGUCAGUGAAAAUGUUGUUGCAGAGAGUGACACUGAGGAAUAUGUCAUGGUAGAAAGUGCCAUGGUUGAGACUAUGGCCAGUGAAAUUGAAAUCCCUAAGCCUACAGUUCAAGAGAUAGAAUCUGCAGAGAGUAAGGGGGUUGAAAGCACAACGGACAAAGCAAGAGAAAGAAGUUCAGGUUUGCAAACACAGCAGGAACCAAGAGAAAUACAAGAACAGGAUCCCCACCUUCAGUCUCCAAGAGCAUCUGAAGCCACAGCUUCUCCUGCUGCAAUCGGUCAGGUUGUUAAUCGUAUACAGGGGCUUCUUAAUGAGCAGUGGGCCAGUCUGGGAAGUGGGGGCCAAGACGCAAAAGGAGAGAGCUCCCAGAAACCUCAUUCUUCCAAAAUAAGCUCUAUUCAAAGCCACCUGAGAGGGUCCCUCAGUGCCCUAUCUGCCUUUUACUCACCUGUUCAGAAAGGAGGGGCUGCACGACAAUCAGGCCUCAAAUCCAUCAUGAAGAAGAAUGACUGUCCUGACAAGCAGGGCAAUGGGGGAGCGAAGAAGAACUUGAAGUUUGUUGGCGUAAAUGGAGGCUAUGAGACCACAUCCAGUGAGGACUCCAGUGGGGAGGAGGAUCAGGACGAGGUUGAGGAGGUGGAUAGUUCGGAGCCUGAGGUGGAGCAGGGAGAGGAGAGUGGAACGGCCCAGGAGGAGGCUGCUGCUACUGGGGAGCAAGGUGAUGGGGUUCAGGCAGAGGUGGCAGAGGGCUCUAAGGAGCCUGAUGCUGGCCAGGCCGCCAUGAGUCCCCAGGAGGAGCAGCCUGUCAGAAUCCUGAAAAAAAAAGGUUCACAGUUUCCACGAAAAUAUUACGCGGCACAACUGAUAACAUUGCAAAUAAAUUCAGGCAAGCUCAAUCUGUGUCGUUGCAGUGAGUUAGUUGAUAAGAACUUCAUGGCUGCUUGUCAUUUCCUGAAGGAUCGCAUGGCUGAGGUUGCUACCCCAAAUAAAGACAUGAGGCAGGUUCUGAUGGUGUUAUAUCAGGAGUGGUUCCGUGUGUCCAGUCAGAAGGACUCACAGGCUGAUACAGUCACGCUCUACCUGAGAGAGGUGGGCUUCCACACUCCCACUCUGCUGCGCUAUAUAGUGAACCUGGCUGAUGGUAAUGGCAACAUGGCACUGCACUACAGUGUGUCCCAUUCCAACUUCUCUGUGGUCAAGCUGUUACUAGACACAGGACUGUGUGAGGUGGAUCACCAGAACAAGGCCGGCUACACCGCUAUAAUGUUGGCAGCUCUUACUGCGGCAGAGAGCCCUGAGGACAUGGAGGUGGCUCAGCAGCUACUGAGAAUGGGCAAAAUCAAUGCACAAGCCAGCCAGUCGGGGCAAACAGCACUGAUGCUUGCAGUUAGUCAUGGGCGGACAAUGAUGGUUCAGGUUCUUCUGGACUGCGGCGCUGAUGUGAACGUACAGGACCGGGAUGGCUCCACUGCUCUGAUGUGUGCCUGUGAGCACGGCCAUACUGAGAUAGCCAAAAUACUGCUGGAGAGACCAGAAUGUGACAUAUCACUCACAGAUAAGGAUGGACACACAGCUUUGUCAGUAGCCAUGAAGGCAUCCCACUCUGAGAUUGUUGAUCUCCUGAAAGCUCGUGCUGAUCCAGCCACAGUUACAGAUCCUACAGCUCCGCUCUGAGUCCAAUGGCCUUGUCUUCAUGUCCAACUGGCUCUGCCAGAAUCAUCUUUCUACUGCCUCAACCUGACAUGCUGGCCAGGCCAGCAGUCAACAAUAGAGAGACAGCACUUGCCAGUAAUUCGCAGAUUCUCUGUUUGAGAAAUGGCCAAUGAGAAAUGUACUUCUGUACGCCAAUCAAAGAUGCCAUGGAGGGUGGGCUUCCCUAAACUCCCCAGAAGGUCCCCAUUUGUCCUGAAGCACAGCUACUGUAGCUAUUUAGCAGGCAUGGUACAUUGUUACAUGUUUUAGCCUUCUAUUUUCAGGUAAUGUGACUAUAUUUUUGUUAGGCAAUGAAAAGUACUCUAUGAAUGUUAUUAAAGAAGUGAUCGGACACACGUUAUAUUUAUUUUUUAUUGCACUUUUAUGUAAUAAUUCUCCCCAGAAGUAUCCAAAGUCUGUCUUAGUAUAACCUGAUGUGUCUUCCUAUUAUAUGAGGGGUUUUGGGUCAGGCCCAGUACGGAACCAUUCCUUGCCUUUCCAGGUGGAACAGGGAAAGGAGUUUUACGGUCACACAGUUGUGUUGCCAGUAUGUCUCCCAUCAUAUUUUCUUUAAACAGAGAGCCAAGCAUUCAAAAAAGAUUUAGAAGCCUUGCUUUCAUUAUAUAAAUUCUUUUUUGGUAAAAUACCAUUUAUCUGAAUGGUUUCUGUCCUAUUGUUCUCUUCACCCAAAGAAGAAAAAAAAAGGGUGUGCAAUAUAUCAUAACUUCAGUAACAAAUAAUUAAAGCAAACUCCCAAAUUAUAAUCCAUUAUAAUCAGUCCAUUAUAAUUUAUUCACUGUCAAAGUUUACUAUAUACUCUAACCUGCUGCAAUAUUAACUUCUUUACAACUUAUUUUACAAAUUGUAUAUUAAACAAAGAUUUACAGAUACAAGUUGUCAAGUUCCCCUGCAGACACAUUUAAGCAGCACAUUAUUUUGGACUGGACUGUAGUUGUAUUCUCUGUACAUUGUGCCUGCUUAAAAUUAAGACAUCAGAAGUUGUGAUGAAGAGAUAUGUUUAAUGACGAAUCAAUAACUCGGCUGGAGAAAGUAUGAAUCUAUAUAUGUAUACUGUGCAACAGUAUCUUGUGGGAGGUGUUGUGAAUUAAUAUCCUGAAAUAUAAUGACUAUUUAUUUCCAAUUCUAUAUUUUUGAGUAUAUACAAGUAUAUGCAUGGAUAAAAUAUUGACUUAAUAAAAACAUGCAUUUUGUA